AUGUUACUCCUACUUUCACGACUACCACUGAAUCCAUCUCUUCUUCUUCCCUUUUGCUUCUUCAUCAUAUGUCUCUUCAGCUUCUUUCUCGUGACCCCCACCCUGGCUUUCAUUGGAGAGGUUGCUCUUUCUAAGCUUUUGGAUGUGUUGCUUGGCAAGUCCAUCGAUGUUGCUCUCAAAUGUGUCGCUGAUCACAAGCAAGUGUACGACCAGCUCAAGGAGUGGAAAUCCAUAUUGCCCGAUAUCAAAGCAGUGUUGAACCACGCUGAGGAGAAGCAGAUCAAGGACGAGGGUGUGAAGAGUUGGUUGGAAGAUCUCCAAGACUUGGCUUACGAUGCUGAUGACAUCCUGGACGAGUUUGCUUAUAAACAGUUACGUCUCAAGCUCCAGACAACUCAGGCUCAGGCCAGCACUAGUAAGGUACAGAAACUCCUUCCUACCUGCUGUACCGGUAGUGAUUUCACUCCGUCGUCAUUUCUGUUUAAAAAUGCCAUGAUUCCCAAGAUGAAGGAGAUCACUGCUAGACUCAACAGUCUGGCUACACGAAGAAGUAGUUUGGGGUUGAGUGAGAUCUUGCCUCAAGCUGCAAGCUUCGAGAGAAAGAAACCAGCCAGGCUGCAACCUACUUCGCUGGUGGAUGGAGCUGUGGAGUAUGUUGGUAGAGACAACGAGAAGCGAGAAAUGAUUGAUUUGUUCAGAACUAAUAACUCCGAUGGAGUUUGCGUCCUUUCCAUGGCCUGGGUAUGUAUUUCCGAUGACUUUGAUGCUGUCAAAAUGACCAAUACUAUUUUACAGUCCAUCGAUCCUUCCUCACCUAAUGGGAAUGACUUGAAUUUACUUCAAGUCAAGUUGAAGGAAAAAUUAUCUGAAAAAAGAGUCUUACUUGUGUUAGAUGACCUUUGGAAUGAGAGUUACGAUUAUUGGACCAUCUUUCGGUCGCCCUUUGGAGCAAUGACCAAAAUCAUUCAUGCAUUAAGAGCAAGAAAUUUCAAUGGACAUCUCCAAUUUAAACUAGUUGGAGAGAACAUUGUGAGGAGGUGCAACGGCUUACCUUUAGCAGCAAAAGCCAUUGGAAGCUUCUUACGCACAACCAAGAAUCUUGAUGAAUGGGAAAGAAUUUAUGAGAGCGAGAUAUGGGACUUAGUUGCAGGAGAUACAUGCUGCAAACUAGAAGGCAAUAAGCAGCAGAUGGUUUCACAUCGUUCUCGCCAUUCGUCUUAUAUUUCCAACAACUAUGACACGAUGAGGAAGUUUGAAGCAUUUGAUCAAGCAAAUUCUUUGCGUACUUUUCUAUGGCUACCCUCGAAGAUGGAAAAUCUUGUUAACUUGCAUUAUCUUGAUAUCAGAGGUGCGGGCUCAAUAGAAAGGAUGCCUUUAGGAAUCGGUAAUCUAGCCAAUUUUCAAAGAUUAUCCGAUUUUGUUAUAGGUGACGGUGAUGCGCAUCGUAGUGGAGAGUUGAAUAAAUUAUCAAACAUCAGAGGUGAUUUUUGUCUUUCGAGGUUAGAGAAUGUUAAUGGUCAAGAUGCAAGGGAAGCCAGGUUGAAAUCAGGAAUCACUAAGUUGGUUCUAAAAUGGGGUGAAGACUUUGAGAAACCAACAAGGAAGAAUGAAGUUGAAGAACAAGUCUUGGACUCCCUUAUUCCUCCGAAAAAGCUUGAGCAACUCAUGAUUGAGAAUUUUGGUGGCGCAAAAUUCUCCACUUGGAUAGCAGAUUCUUCCUUGAGGAAUUUGUCGUCUUUGGAGCUACGCAAUUGUAAACACUGCAAAUCUCUACCACCGAUUGGAAGGUUGCCAUCGUCAAAAGUUCUUUCAAUCGGUGGUUUGGAUGAGGUGAGCAAGAUUGGUACUGAGUUCUUUGGAGAAAAUCAAUCAAUUGCAUUUGCAUCUUUAGAGAGACUGUCUUUUUGGAGUCUACCGAAGUGGGGGGAGUUGGAUGCUUGUGAAGGUGAUGAACAAGUUUCCAUGUUUCCUAGCUUUGGUAGUCUUUCAAUCAGACACUGUCCUCAAUUGGUGGGAAGGUUGCCAACUUGUCUUCAAUCCUUACAGAGUCUUUUUAUCUCCGAGUGCAGGAGAUUGGUUGCUUCAAUUUCAAGUUUUCCAUCGCUGCGUGAAUUAAGCAUCAAAGGGUGUGAAGAAUUGGUGGAUGAAUGCUCAUCUUCUUCACCUGUGGAGGAGGUGUUGAAGACUGUUUUCAAAAGAUCGUUUCAAGAAAAGCAACGAAGAAAUUCAACUGAUCUGCUUUUGAGACAGAAUGAGGUAUGGGCGAUCUAUGAUGCACACAGACAUGCAUGGAGGUUGGAAAUCAAGAAGUUAAUACUGGAAACGGACUGCUUGGAUGUAGCGAGAUUGAUUAUCGAUAAUGUAAGAACACUGCAAGGAAACUCGAUAGUGGAAGCUGUUCGAAGACUACUGCAGCAGGAUUGGGAGGUAAAGGUUCAACAUGUGGGAAGAGAUCAAAAUAAAGUAGCGGAAAGCUUAGCAAGAGCCAGCCGUGGUGAACCGAUUGGGGAGACGGGAAUUGAGUCACCUCGGAACUUUAUUCUGGACCAGCUCCAAGAGGACAUAACAGGCCAUGUUUAG
Hibiscus syriacus is the source of this 2580-nucleotide messenger RNA. Its product is annotated as putative disease resistance RPP13-like protein 1. The coding region runs from base 1 to 2580 and encodes 859 amino acids. Gene Ontology annotation, molecular function: ADP binding; nucleic acid binding; RNA-DNA hybrid ribonuclease activity. Gene Ontology annotation, biological process: defense response to other organism. The record is from RefSeq and is a predicted model, not a curated record. The transcript has 7 exons. Lineage: Eukaryota; Viridiplantae; Streptophyta; Magnoliopsida; Malvales; Malvaceae.